GCAACAGAGCGGGUAUCAACCGAGCAGACCUUACGACAGACAACAAGCUGGCCAGGUACAACAGCUAUCCACUCAGGAGAAACAUGAUUCACAAUUUUGUUAUGACUUCAGUAAUUCUUAUUGACUGUGGAAAGUCUAGUGGAAUGGAUUUUGAUAAAUCUCAAUCUCAUAAUCAACAACAAGACUUUUUUUUCUUAAUUUAGACCUAUUUUAAUGUGAAUCAUUCUCACUGGAUUCAUCACCUUCGAAUUUUGUAUACUCAGAAGAUGGCUGUCAGUAAAGUACAAAAACCGCCAAGUCUUUUCGAGAAUCUGGCAUGCGCUGGUACUGCUGCGUGUAUCGCAGAUUGUAUGACAUUCCCACUGGACACUGCAAAGGUCCUACUGCAGGUGCAGGGUGAGAAAUCGGGCUUAACGAGUAGUGGGAUGUCGAAGUACCGUGGUGUGUUCGGAACAAUCCGCGUGGUUGCUCGAGAGGACGGGGUACGAAGACUAUAUAAAGGUCUUGUUCCCGGGUUACAAAGACAGAUGUGUUUCUCAUCGAUUCGGAUUGGAAGCUAUGAUGAGGUUAAGAAGCAGUACAAGAUUCUAAUCUACAGCGAUACCCACAAAAAAGACAAUUUCUUCAUUCGCAUCGCUUCCGCUAUCACGACCGGCACCGUGUGUGUAUGGAUUGCUCAACCAACGGAUGUGGUCAAAGUACGAAUGCAAGCCCAGAAUAGGGGCGUUCCGAAUAGAUAUUCGGGAUGUAUGGAUGCAUAUAGGACAAUAGCCAGACAAGAGGGCAUCCGACAUGGUUUGUGGAGAGGUUUGGUGCCAAAUAUGGCUCGAACAAGUAUCAUUAAUGUUGGAGAAAUUGUCACAUACGACGUUUUAAAAACUGCCAUUUUAUCGAGAAACCUGCUAUCAGACAAUUUCCCGUGCCACUUUGUUGCGGCGUUCGGGGCAGGCUUCUGUGCCACUGUCAUCGCUAAUCCAGUCGACGUCAUAAAGACGCGUUUUAUGAACGCAGAAGAGGGGCGCUACAAGGGAGUGAUAGAUUGUGCCAUAAAAGUAUUCAACGAAGAUGGAUUCCGAACAUUCUAUAAAGGGUUCACCCCAUCUUUCGUGAGACUUGGGUCUUGGAAUGUGGCUACUUUUGUUUGCUAUGAGCAGAUAAAACGCCUAGUAACGGAUCCACCAACCGCAAUUCGGGUUCCUAAGUUGGCAAAGGCACAUUGUGACGUCAUCGAAAAAAGAGAUUAACUUUUCACCAGCCAUUCAACCAUCUAUGGUAACCUGUUCUCGAAGUGAUGGACACUCCAUUCAUUGUUCCACGAUCGGAAGCAAAGGAUUUGUUAACAUACCUGACUAUUGUUAAGAUAGUCGGUACUGUAUCUUGAAAGAUAUGGACCAUGUUAACAGAACACAGUGUAACGGUUUCAGUAUAAAAAAGAUGCUUGUGACGUCACAGACAUGUAUUUACAUGUGGUACUAAUUAUAUAUUAUGCUGUAAACACAUUGCUUCUCAUACGAUGUACACACCAAACUAUGUAUUGCGGAGGUGUUACAAACUGACGAUUGAGACACUACGAGAUCUCGUUAUACCAGAUUCUAAGUACUUGUUACUAUGGUUUUACACACCGACGACCUCGUUACUGUGAAAUCUCGUUAUACCGGAUUUAAAGUACUUUUUACUGAGGUUUUACACAGCGACGACCUCGUUACUGCGAAUCUCGUUAUACCGGAUUUUAAGUACUUUUUACUGAGGUUUUACACAGCGACGACCUCGUUACUGUGAAAUCUCGUUAUACCGGAUUUUAAGUACUUUUUACUGAGGUUUUACACAGCGACGACCUCGUUACUGCGAAUCUCGUUAUACCGGAUUUUAAGUACUUUUUACUGAGGUUUUACAAACCGAUGGCCUUGUUACUACGGAAUCUCAUUAUACCGGUUUAUAAGGACAUGUUAUCAGGUUAUUAAAACUGACGUUCUCGUUACUACAGAAUCUCAUUAUACCGGAUAACAUGUUGGACAAUGCAAUCAACCAUGAAAAAAUAAUAGACGUUGUUAUUGAUUGCAAUUUAAACAUAUUGUUAUUAUUGUAACAAAUAAUACACCAGUCUCGGUGAUACUGACUGAGUUAUAUCAGUAGUACUGAUGCUAUAGUGCUAAUGUGUAUUCGAACUAUAAGUUCUCUAUAUAAUAUGUACGGUGUAUAGUUAUAACAUGCGUAGAUUAUCAUCCUAAUGGUAUUGUUAAAACAUACAAUAUGUAAGUACACCGUAUGUAAUACAUUGUAUAUAAUCCAUUCAUUAAUGUUCGUAAUUAAUUGGCAAUGCUACAAUAAUUAAUCACGUUGUAAACCGGAAUAAGAUACGUAGGGUAUUUAGUACCGGUUCAUAGAAAUUUUAUCAUAUACAAAUGUGCCUUCUUGCAUUUGUAACAUAUAUAUACAUACAAUGUAUGCUAUCAUCGGGUUGUAUAUAAAUGACUGCGUGUCAAAUAUAUAUAUAAUAUAUAUAUUUAUUAGAAAUAAAAUUUCCGGAUUAAGGAAGUAUCACUGUAUACAUCUCGUUAAUUUGCUAAUAUUUCCUCUCCACUUCGAUACAGGAACAGGGUUCCUGAUUUAUAAAGAAAAUGAACUAUUCCAAUAUAAUCACUCAUGUGUCGUACCAGAUAACAAAUAGUCAAAGCCAUUUUUUCUAUUCAUGUGUCCGCGCCUUGGACUCGUUGUCUAAUGAAUGUUAAUUAGACAUGGUGCUCAGUACUAGGAAUAACAGAAUAUUUCAUUCACUUGAGGGCAAGAUAGAAGGAUCUCUAUCCGAUUGGGAAGACAUUUUUAGUUGGCAGACAUAAGGCUUGUCAAGUGUUUGUAACAUAAUACCCUCAUAGAAAGUAGAUAUCCUCUAUCUUAUCCACAAGGAGAUAACCCUAUUUCACCCACAAGGGGAUAACCCUAUUUCAUCCACAAGGGGAUAAAUGAUCAUUUUCCCCUUUUUUCUGCAACUCUUCUCUUCUUAUGUCUCAAGACAUGACAAAUUUUACGUAAUGUCAGUGUUAUGAAAGGGGAACCCCCGUCUCAUCCCUUGUGUGAGAAAAGGAGUUCUCACGAUAAAAUUUGGAUAUGCUUGUUCAGAAAUAUACAAUGCAUACUUGAUCACAUGUAAAUCCCUGUGCCUAGAUAACAUCACACCCAACGAUGUCCUGUGUUCAGCCACAGAGUUAUGUUCUAUUACAAAUCCCUCAGGUCACGUGCAAGUAAUUAAGUACGUUACUCGUAUCUGAACAUUCUAAUACCAAUCUAAGCAUUAGAAUGUCCUGAAAACUCAGUGAAUCAUACAUGUAUCUAAGACUACUGCAGAAAGCAUUGCUAGUCCAAGAUAAACACUAAUUCUAACAUUCCAUUAACAAGACCCUGUGUCAAUACUACCUGAUCCAAGUAAACUCAUAUUUCUAAACUCUUUCACACUGUUCCUGUGUUUCUAAUAAACGAGGAAACUAUUUGACACGGGUAACAUUUUGUCAUUGUAAAUAUACAACCAUCUGUAGUAUCUCAUUAUUACGUUUUGUCUGUAAAGCUUUCUCGAUCACCAAUGUCUUUCAAUAAAUCCAUGUUUAAUAUAUGUUAUAUUGUGUAGAUCCUCCCCCUCCUUAUCGUCUCAGUAAUAGUUGUAUUCAUUCGUUUUUUCAAUGUUUUGUUAUGUUUAUUAAUUAGUACUUUAAAGUUGUUAGUAGAUACUGUAAUUCAUGGUGUCCAUUAGAUAAUUGGUUGUAUUAUUGUUACAGACAUUUGUAUUGAAUAUCGUUGUUUUCCUGUAGUGUCCGGACAACAGUAAAACCUCAUUGUAUAAUAAUCUCAAUUAUCACGUACUUAUCGCCAAUAAAUAUUAUUAAUAUUACA
Molecule: messenger RNA, 3882 nt
Organism: Ylistrum balloti
Lineage: Eukaryota; Metazoa; Mollusca; Bivalvia; Pectinida; Pectinidae
Product: putative mitochondrial transporter UCP3
Exons: 5
Coding region: 267-1244 (325 amino acids)
Biological process (GO): response to cold; adaptive thermogenesis; mitochondrial transport
Cellular component (GO): mitochondrial membrane
Molecular function (GO): oxidative phosphorylation uncoupler activity
Source: RefSeq, a predicted model, not a curated record